Vicia villosa (hairy vetch) is the source of this 2256-nucleotide messenger RNA. RefSeq names its product protein FAR1-RELATED SEQUENCE 5-like. Bases 1 to 2256 code for a protein of 751 amino acids. The record is from RefSeq and is a predicted model, not a curated record. Gene Ontology annotation, molecular function: zinc ion binding. Gene Ontology annotation, biological process: regulation of DNA-templated transcription. The transcript has a single exon. NCBI's taxonomy places the organism in Eukaryota, Viridiplantae, Streptophyta, Magnoliopsida, Fabales, Fabaceae.
AUGGAAAUGAGUGAUGAUAGAGUUGAUUUAGCAUCGGCAUCAAAAAGUUUAGAUGUUGUAGAGAACAUGUCAGAAGAGUGGAUUCCUAUAUGUGAAGAUGAAUCCAAACCUAUAAUCGGUAAGAUAUUUGAUUCUUUAGAAGAAGGAGAGAAAUUUUAUAAAAUGUAUGCACAUUCUGUUGGAUUUAGUGUGCGUAAUUCAUCUCAAACAAAGUAUAAAAAUGGGCUGAAAUGGAAGUACUUUUUAUGCUCAAAAGAAGGUUUUAAAGUAGAAAAACCGGUAACCUUGCAUGGAUUGGUUAUUAGUGAAGAUAGUUUGCCUAGAGUGAGAAAAAGAAAAUUGACAAGGGAAGGAUGCAAUGCAAAAAUUGCUUUUAGGAGGACAAUAGAUGGUAGAUAUGAAGUUGCAAAAUUUUAUGAAGGUCAUACACAUGCAUUAGUCACACCUAGAAAGAAACAGCUCCUAAGAUCAGCAAGGAGUGUUAACAAUGCUCACAAGAAACUAUUAUUUUCUUGUAACAAAGCUAAUGUGGGAACUUCCAAAGUUUAUCAAUUAUUGAAAGAGCAAGUUGGGGGUUAUGAAAAUAUAGGAUGUACACAAAGAGAUUUUCAAAACAAUUCAAGAGAUUUGAAAGAACUGAUCAAAGACUCAGAUGCACAUAUGUUUAUUGAUAAUUUUAGAAGAAAACACGAGAUGAACCAUUCAUUUUUCUAUGACUAUGCGGUUGAUGAUGAAGGUAGGCUGAAAUAUGUAUUUUGGGCUGAUGGUAUUUGUCGAAAAAAUUACUCUUUAUUUGGAGAUGUGAUUUCAUUUGACACAACAUACAGUACAAACAAGUAUUGUAUGAUUUUUGCACCAUUUACAGGUGUAAAUCAUCAUCGUCAAAGUGUAACCUUUGGAGCUGCAUUCUUAGCCGAUGAAAAAGUCGAUUCAUUUGUGUGGUUGUUUGAGUCAUUUUUGAAAGCAAUGGGAGGGCACAAACCUACUAUGAUCAUAACAGAUCAAGAUCCAGCUAUGAAGAUUGCAAUAGAGAAGGUAUUCAAUGGCUCUUCACAUAGAUUUUGCAUGUGGCAUAUUUUAAAAAAAGUUUCAGAAAAGGUAGGCGUUUCCUUAAAUGUCAACAUUGAUUUUAAUAAUCGUCUUAAGUCAUGUGUUUGGAAUUCAGAGACUCCUGAAGAAUUUGAAUCAAAAUGGAAGAGUAUUAUUAGUGAUUUUAAAUUAGAGGAGAAUGGUUGGCUUUCUCAAAUGUUUGAUAUUAGAAGUAUGUGGAUACCAGCUUAUUUUAAAGAUAUAUUUAUGGCGGGAAUUUUGAGAACAACCUCAAGAUCAGAGAGUGAAAAUUCAUUCUUUGGAAAUUACUUGAACAAAAAUCUUAGUUUGGUGGAAUUUUGGAUGCGAUUUGAUUCUGCAAUAGAAGCACAAAGGCAUAAGGAACUUCUUGCAGAUAAUGACACACUUCAUUCUUUUCCAGAAUUGAAGUUGCAAAUGGAUUUAGAGAAGCAUGGUAGAGAGGUAUAUACUCAUGAAAACUUUUACAUAUUUCAAAGAGAAUUGUGGAGUGCAUGCGUAGAUUGUGGAAUAGAAGAAAAGAAAGAGAAAGGUGAGAAUUCAUUAUUUUUUAUAAUAGAUAACAUUGUGGUAAAUGGAAACAAAUUGAGCAAAUGUAGAGAGGUUGUGUAUCAACUUUCAAAUCAUAUUGCACAUUGUUCAUGUAAAUUGUUUGAGUCUGAAGGUAUGCCCUGUCGACAUAUUCUUUUUAUAUUGAAGGGAAAAGGGUUGAAUAAAAUACCAAGUCAUUAUGUUGUUAAUAGAUGGACAAAGUUAGCAACAAGUAGAUCCAUUUUUGAUUCCGAUGAAAAUGUGUUCGAGGAGUCUUCUAAAUUUGAAAGUGAAAGUAAGUUAAUCUCAAAUGCAUGGGCACAAUUUUUUAAAUGCAUGCAUAUGGCUGGUACAAGUAAGGAGAAGCUGCUCCUCAUUAUAAAUGAUGGUGCUAGUACUGAAUCAAAAUUGGGUAAGAUGAAGAAUGAUAUUGCACCAACAACCUUAGAUGAAUUAGAGGUUUUCAUCGGUUCCAAUGUACCAAAAGAAAUUGAUAUUUUUCCACCCGAGCAUUCAAAUACCAAAGGAUGUGGAAAACGAAUUAAAGGGGGAAAAGAGAAAGCAAUGGAACAGCAAAAAAAGCGAACAAGAUUUUGUAAAGCUUGUAAGCAAUACGUGUAUCAUGAUAGUCGUAAUUGUCCCACAAAAUCUUCAUAA